Neoarthrinium moseri is the source of this 1707-nucleotide messenger RNA. RefSeq lists its product as uncharacterized. Gene Ontology annotation, molecular function: basic amino acid transmembrane transporter activity. Gene Ontology annotation, biological process: basic amino acid transport; transmembrane transport. Bases 1 to 1707 code for a protein of 568 amino acids. The record is from RefSeq and is a predicted model, not a curated record. The transcript is spliced from 12 exons. NCBI's taxonomy places the organism in Eukaryota, Fungi, Ascomycota, Sordariomycetes, Amphisphaeriales, Apiosporaceae. Gene Ontology annotation, cellular component: fungal-type vacuole membrane.
AUGAGUACGACACCACAUAUUGAAGCUUCUGAGCCCAACGUGACUUCGAACGGCUCAACGACUAACGCAUGGGGUACCGAGGGUGAAAGCUCAGGUUUGCUAGCCAGUACCACCCCGAGCUACGGUGCAACCUCAUCCAUCACGGAAAACGGGAGCCACGAGGAUUUCCCAAAGACCCAAGAAAGGAAGUACAGCAAUGCAUUCAUCGCAAGGACAGUCGUUGCUCUUUUCAUUGGUGUUUUCACUGCAAAUGCCGAUGGAUCUCUCGUGAUGGCUACCCACCCUGUUAUAGGGUCCGAGUUCAACGAUCUGGAAAACUCAAGCUGGCUCUUCAUUGGUUUCAUGCUUGCCGGAUGUGCAACACAGUCCUUGUAUGGUAAGCUGAGCGACAUAUUCGGAAGGAAGUCCCUGCUCCUGAUCUGCUAUAGCCUAUUUGCGAUAGGAUGUGCUCUGGUCGGUGCUGGCCAAACCAUGUGGCAGGUCAUUAUAGGCCGCGUAAUAUCAGGAUCAGGCGGUGCUGGCAUGACCGUAUUGGUGGCAUUGAUAAUUACAGCUCCUUUGAGGGAGGUCGCCUCUUGGCAGAGUUAUCUCAACAUCAUUGCAACCACAGGAAGGAGCCUAGGAGGGCCCGUAGGUGGCUGGUUGACAGACACUAUAGGGUGGCGUUGGUCAUUUCUUGGCCAGGCACCCAUUUUUGCCAUAGCCGCCACAUACUGUUGGGUUGCCCUUCCAUCCUUACGAGCCGAAGCCCAAGAACCAGCAGAUCAGCCCGGAACUCGGCUUGGCAGGAUUGACUUCUCUGGCGCUUUACUUUUGGGGUCAGGCAUCUUUGCGCUCAUGCUACCCCUCGAAAUCGCUGGAUCCAGAUUGCCCUGGGAUCACCCAGCGAUCAUAGGGCUAUUUGUCGCUGGAGCCAUCAUGCUCGGAACCUUUGUCCUCGUCGAGGAGUACUGGGCGAAAGAACCGAUUUUCCCUAUCAGAUUGCUCCGAAACCCAAACGUCCUGCUGUGUUAUCUGAUCUCGGGCUCUCAAAACGCUGCCCAGUUAACUAUGAUGUUCAGCGUGCCGCUUUACUUCCAAGUUACCCAGCGAUCGUCUAGCACAGUCGCUGGGGCACAUUUAGUCCCCGCCGUCGUAGGGAAUGCAGUCGGAGCUUUGGCUUCGGGUUUCGCUAUUAAGCAGACUGGCCGUUAUAAAGCUUUGCUCAUCUUAGCAACCCUUUUGGGUAUCACGAGUUACCUACUGCUCAUCCUCAGGUGGCAGGGUAAUACCAAUUGGGUCGAGUCACUCUAUAUUUUCCCGGGUGGACUAGCUACGGGUAUAGCGCAGACGGCAGUCUUUAUAGCAUUGCAGGCAUCCAUCGACGUUUCCGAUAAAGCCGCUGCCACUUCCGGACUAUUCUUGACCAGCCCAAUGGGCGCCACAAUUGGGAUGGCCGUCGGCAGUGCUCUGACAACAGCAGGUCUUCGCAAGGGGUUGCUCGUAAGGCUUAGAGAGCUUAACCUGAGUGCUGAUCGUGUGCAAGAGAUUAUCGAAGGAGCUGCUGCGGACGUGGGCUACAUCGACAAAGCUAGCCCGUCGAUUGCCGGAGCCAUCGUCCAGUCGUACAUCGAAGGAAUCGAGUAUAGCCACUAUGUGUCAUUGGUUUGUUCAUCCCUGGCACUUGUUGCUGCGUUGCUCCUGAGAGAACGGGCGUUGCGCAAGUGA